This is a messenger RNA of Schizophyllum commune H4-8, 1663 nucleotides long. RefSeq lists its product as uncharacterized. The transcript is spliced from 2 exons. Gene Ontology annotation, molecular function: protein binding. The coding region runs from base 125 to 1552 and encodes 475 amino acids. NCBI's taxonomy places the organism in Eukaryota, Fungi, Basidiomycota, Agaricomycetes, Agaricales, Schizophyllaceae. The record is from RefSeq and is a predicted model, not a curated record.
GUCGUCGACGAACCAGGAGAUCUGGUCACAGUUCCUCAAUCCGAGUCUAUAGGCUUUCACCCAGCCCAGGUCAUUCUGUUUCUGAGGUCGAAUCACGCCCUCUGCGUGCUUGCCUCCGAGCUCCAUGACGAUCUCGACGUUACCGACCGAGCUUCUUGCAGAGGUUCUUUAUACUGCGCGUGCAGGAGAAAGCACUCCAUCGUCCGCUCUCCGACUUGCGCAAGUCUCCCAAAGAUGGCGCGAGACGGCCUUCGGGGAUACACGCCUGUGGACACGCCUCACGCUGGAGGACGGUCAGGCUAUCGGUGAAAACUCGGUCAAGCAAGCGCACGCGUGGAUUCAACGAGCGCAUCCACUUCAUGUGUCUCUCGAACUCCUACCCAUGAAGGGCAAGGGCGGAUUCAUGAGGUCGGGCCCUCCGUCACCCGUGCCACAUCUCCUUGAUGAUGGCCUUUCGUACAUCGCGAACCGCGUAUCCGACCUCAACCUUGCGAUUCCGACCGAGGUCAUUCGUGAAUUCCGCGAACAUCCGCCGCGCGCAUUUCCCAAUCUGGUCAAGCUGCGUCUCGCACCGUUCUCGCGCGUGGCUCUUGACGAAUACCGCAUGGGGCCUUCGUCGGAGAUGCUCAUCACCUGCGAGCGCCUGCGCUGUCUAGUUAUCACCGAAGUCGACCUUCUGAUCUACGAGAGGUUGGAUAGAAGCCUAACAGUGCCCUGGCAGCAUCUCGAAGAACUUGAGCUCGGCAAUGUAUGUGGCUAUCAUGCAGUCGCUACCGUCUUCAGGCAGUGCAGCCGCCUACGUCGCGCCGCUUUUCACGCCGCACAAUAUGAUGUUGUCGUCGAUCACAUAGACUCCGAGCCGCCCGCAGAGCGCAAGGAUGUCACGUAUCCCUUCCUCGCGUCCCUCACAUGCGGCUUUCACGACACCUGGCCUGCUCAAUUAUUGGAGGCGGCCCAAUUCCCGGCGCUUACCUCCUUGACUCUCGCGCACCACUCAUACGACGCGUACCCGGAUUUCGCGCUCCAGUGGUCAGGCCUGCACGCCCUUGCCGAGCGUUCCCCCGCGCUCAAUGCGCUCACAUUGCGCCACCUGCCACUGAACGGCGAUGCUCAGCAGCUUAAGGGUCUUCUUCGCCGCACCCCCGAGCUGCGCACCCUCAUCCUCGAGGAGUGCCGAUUCGACAACGUUGGCGACCUCAGCGUGUUCUACGAUUCGAACCCACCCAUGCUCCUCCCCCGCCUCGAAGUCCUUCGCAUUCCGGAGGUCGACCUCGGCACCGACGACGCGUAUCUCAUCGGGGGCCUCUGUGCUGCCGCGUACGAUUGCGUCCUCAAUCUCUUGAGAUUCCGGUUGGGGCCGACGCCGCUGCGCGAGUUUCGCAUCGGGUGGCGAGGGUUCGAUUACAACAAGGUGCCGUUGAUGUACUGCACCGAGCAGGUGAUGUUGAUCAAGGCACUUAUGGAGGGAUACGAGGACAAGGAGGUAUGGGUGGAAGGCGUCGCCGAUGAGCUAUAUGGGCGCCUGCAGGCGGGGGAGUAUGCGGUAUCGUAAACGCUGUCAUUCACGAAAUUUGACUCAACAUAUGUUCCCUUUUCACCUCCGGAGAUCGCUCUGUUUCUAUUAAGCAAUGGAUAAUGACGUUGCGCGGGUUUUGCAGUUACC